This is a messenger RNA of Miscanthus lutarioriparius, 618 nucleotides long. NCBI's taxonomy places the organism in Eukaryota, Viridiplantae, Streptophyta, Magnoliopsida, Poales, Poaceae. The record is from the annotation of a GenBank genome assembly.
AUGGCUUUCCUCCACUCCACCAUCUUCCUCGGCGCCGCCUUGCUCCUCGCCGCCGGUGUCUACAUCCGCAGACACGACACGGGUGGCAGCGGCGCCACCACACACCUCCACUUCUUCAUGCACGACGACUACACUGGGCCGCACCCCACUGCCAUGCGGGUCGUGUCCGGCCGGUCCCUCUUGUUACCCACGGCGUCCAGCGAUGACGAUGUCGGCGCCAACAACGACAGCGCCACCGCUGGGAGCACGCGAUCGUCACUGCUGCUGUUAUCGCCGCGGCAGUUCGGCGACGUCGUGGUGCUGAACAACGCGCUGACGGAAGGCCCCGGCGGGGACAGCGCGCGCGUCGGCACGGCGCAGGGUUUCGCCGUGCGCGUGUCGGAGGGCGGCAUCGUGUCGCACCUGACCAUGCACAUGGUGCUUGAGGCCGGCGAGCACCGCGGCAGCUCCGUGACAGCGAACGGCCGCAUCGACAUGGACGCCAAGGUGCGUGAGUCUGUGAUCGUCGGCGGCACCGGAAAGUUCCGGUUCGCGCGGGGGUACAUGCUCACCAGGAACUACGACUACGACCUUGCCCAUGGAGGCGUCGUCGAGAUCGAUGUCUACGUGCAGCACUAG